Messenger RNA from Rana temporaria (common frog), 1218 nucleotides. Its product is annotated as olfactory receptor 6N2-like. The record is from RefSeq and is a predicted model, not a curated record. Lineage: Eukaryota; Metazoa; Chordata; Amphibia; Anura; Ranidae. Bases 1 to 948 code for a protein of 315 amino acids. The transcript has a single exon. Gene Ontology annotation, cellular component: membrane. Gene Ontology annotation, biological process: G protein-coupled receptor signaling pathway. Gene Ontology annotation, molecular function: olfactory receptor activity; G protein-coupled receptor activity.
AUGAUGGAACCCUGGAAUAAAACUAGUGUCUCUGAGUUCAUCCUCGUUGGGUUUCCAACUCUGCAUAAAUAUGGUCCAUACCUUUUUGUAUGUCUUCUUCUCAUUUACCUUCUUACUAUUUCUGGAAACGUGAUUAUUUUCUCUACUGUACAGCUGGACUCACAGCUCCAUAGCCCAAUGUUCUUCUUCAUUAGCGUCUUGUCUUUCCUGGAGAUUUGGUACACUGCAGUUACAAUUCCAAAGAUGUUGAUCAACCUUCUAGUGCCGAGAAAAAGCAUAUCUUUUAAGGGCUGCCUCUUACAGACUUAUUUUUUCCAUUCUCUUGGAGCCAGCGAGUGCUAUCUUCUGACGACUAUGGCCUAUGAUAGAUACUUAGCUAUUUGCCAACCACUGCAUUACACUUCUAUCAUGACCUCUGAGUUGACUGUAAAGUUAGUAGCCCUCUGUUUUACUAUCGGGUUUUUAUGUCCGAUCACUGAAGUAAUCCUAAUAUCUAAGCUUCCUUUUUGUGGGAGCAAUGAAAUCCAACAUAUCUUCUGUGACUUUCCACCACUGCUCAGCUUGGCUUGCACAGACACCUCCAUCAACGUCCUGGCUGAUUUCAUCAUCAAUAGUUUUAUUAUCCUGGUGACGUUCCUCUUCAUAAUGAUUUCAUAUAUUAGGAUCAUUUUUGCGGUCUUCCAAAUAAAGACAUCGGUUGGACGAGUGAAGGCUUUCUCUACCUGCAUAUCUCACCUGACUGUAGUAUUGUUAUUUUUUACCUGUAUUGUGUUUAUGUAUGUGCGGCUUACCACAAGUUACUCUUUGUACUAUGAUCGUGUAUUGGCAGUCAUUUAUUCUGUGCUAACCCCUAUCCUGAACCCUAUUAUAUACAGCCUACGGAACAAAGAGAUCAGAGUGUCUUUCAAACGUAAACUGUGCUCCAGAAGACAUGAUAGCUCCAAAUAAAGAACAGAUUGGCGGCUAAUUUUAGCCAGUUCUGACAAAAAAACAAAAAACAAAAAAAGCUCACUCUGGGGACUGUUAAAUUGCAGGCUAAUAGCUAAAUUCCAUUUUGAAAUUCAUAUAUAGGAACCGUGAUACUCAUUUUUUUUUUCUGAUCCAGAUACCUCUGUUAGACAAUAUAGACAGUUUGAUGAUUGCACUUUUCUCAAAUGGACAUUAACCACUUGCAUACUGGGCACCUUUACCCCCUUCCUGCCCAAGCCAAUACCCAAU